Molecule: messenger RNA, 4807 nt
Organism: Seriola aureovittata
Lineage: Eukaryota; Metazoa; Chordata; Actinopteri; Carangiformes; Carangidae
Gene: jph2
Product: junctophilin 2
Exons: 6
Coding region: 505-2790 (761 amino acids)
Cellular component (GO): plasma membrane; sarcoplasmic reticulum; endoplasmic reticulum membrane
Source: RefSeq, a predicted model, not a curated record
AGCGACCGUCAGGAGAUAGCUGGGUGGCAGGGACAGGGGGAGAGGGGCUUUUCUCUGUGGCCACCUGGAAAAAGCCAUGUAAGAUCCCUGGCUUAUCAAGACAUAAAUACAAAAUUAAUUCGAUUUUAUAACCGGUAAUUGGCUCCAAGUGUGUAACAAAGCAUAAUUUACUCUGGAAAGGAACUGUAGAGUAGAUAGUUCAUGAGAGAAAACGACGAAUCCAAGUAGAAGACACUGGAAUAAUCUGGAGAAAAAAUUUAAAAGCACCAAAAACAAAAAACAAAAAAAGUUUCUGUGAAGUGUGAAGUGCGCCCGGGAACUUCAUGGACACGCUGAGAAAUCCCCAAACCAACUCCAGCAGCAGAAUCAAGUUCAGCACUGAGGAUAUUUCCAACCGGUUUUGAUGUCAGGUGAAGGUGAAGUCAGACUGACGGAGCUUGUAUCUAGGUAACAGAUUAAAACAGCUUACUUUCUAAACGGUGCGUUAGUGGGCUGAGGUAAGGCAUGAGUGGAGGUCGCUUUGAGUUUGACGACGGCGGAGCUUAUUGCGGAGGCUGGGAGGGGGGUAAAGCCCACGGCCAUGGCAUCUGCACCGGACCCAAGGGCCAGGGUGAGUUCUCCGGCUCCUGGAACUACGGCUUCGAGGUGGUGGGAGUCUACACCUGGCCCAGCGGAAACACCUACGAGGGGUACUGGUCGCAAGGGAAACGUCACGGUCUGGGAGUAGAAACCAAAGGACACUGGAUUUACAAAGGGGAAUGGACUCAUGGCUUCAAAGGGAGAUAUGGCAUCCGGAUCAGUGUUGGCAGUGGAGCAAAGUAUGAAGGAACAUGGAAUAAUGGGCUUCAGGAUGGAUAUGGAACAGAAACAUAUGCUGAUGGAGGUACUUUCCAGGGUCAGUUCACUGGUGGGAUGCGGCACGGCUAUGGUGUCCGUCAGAGCGUCCCAUACGGCAUGGCAGCAGUUGUCCGCUCCCCUCUUCGGACCUCCUUGACCUCCCUUCGCAGCGAGCACAGCAACGGCACCGUCUUGCAGCAAGACAUCCCCGUCAUCACCACCACCAACGCCUCAGGUGAGGAGAUGCCCAUCGCCAACCCUACCCAGCUGGGACCAUCCCGGGGAGGCUUCGCCCUCACCCUCCAGGUGGACCCAGAGGCAGUGAAACCCAAGAAGAAGGGCCUGUUUCGUAGGAGCUCUCUGCUGGGGAAGCUGAAGAAGUCCGACUCAAGCACCUCGCUGUCCAGCCAGAAGAGCAAGAUCAGCUUCCUGAGGACAGAAUCGGCUCUCAGCUCCAACGCCAGCGACACCAACUCUACCAUCAGCAUCGGGGACGAGAGCCUGGCCGGAGCAGAGGAUUUCCCCCCCGUGGAGGCCGACAUUGACGCCACCACCACAGAGGUCUACAUGGGCGAGUGGAAGAAUGACAAGCGCUCAGGAUAUGGAAUAAGCGAAAGGUCCAGCGGGCUGAAGUAUGAGGGCGAGUGGCUGAACAACCAGAGGCACGGCUACGGCUGCACCACCUUCGCGGAGGGAGGGAAAGAGGAGGGCAAGUACAUGAACAACAUGCUGGUGAAGGCCAUGAAGAAGAGGGUGAUCCAGCUGAAAGGAACCAAGAUCAAGCAGAAGGUGGAGCGGGCAGUGGAGGGAGCUCAGAGGGCUGCAGCCAUCGGCAAGCAGAAGGCAGAGAUCGCUGCCUCCAGGACCGCCCAUUCAAAGGCCAAGUCAGAUGCAGCUGACCAGGCGGCUCAGGCCUCCAACAGCGAGUCCGGCAUUGCCAGACUGGUGGCCAAAGAGCUCUCCCCUACCUUCUACCAGCCAGGUCCUGAGUAUCUGAAGAAGAGAGUGUUGCAGGAGGUUGUGGAGGGCACUGAGAACACAGACACUGUCAUGCAUGAGCCGUUGUUGGCUGAGGAGGAGCCCCUGCCCACACCGCCAGAAAGCCCUUUCAUGAAUGAACUGGACAGCCUCAUGCCUGGCUCAUCUCCAGGCCGCACCCCGUCCCCCAGCCCAGGCAUCACUAUCAAGGAAGACCCUAACCUUCUCGGUCCAGGAGGCUGGAAUGAAGACAAAACCAAUAAAGGUGGUGGCAGUAAGGGUAGCAGCAAACCCAACAGCAGGUCCAGUAGUCGCCCCACUACCCCUUCAACCUCCCUUUCUGCUCCCACCUCAGCUGCACCUGAAGGAGGAGGGGGCCCCAGCAGUCGUGUCCCCUCUCGUACCCCCAGCCGUCAGAGCAACAAGAAUGAGCAAGGCUCUGACCUGGAGAUCAAGCCCCUGCAGAAGUUUGACUCUGAAGCAAAAACUUCAGACGUCACUCCUGCCGCUGCUGCCCCUGUAAGGAAUAGCCUCAUCUCUCAAGAUGAAGAAGCACCGCGCCCCAAUGCCAAAGUGCCCAAAGCUGUUACCCCUGAGCCCAAAGCUGCAGAGCUCAAAACUGAAAGAGCUCCAUCAGUCCACGAACGAGUGCCCUCUGUCCUUGAGAACAAAGUGGAGUCCAGGGAGGUGAGCAGGCCAUCCAGCAAAGCAGAGACAAGGCCAUUACCAAAACGACAACCCAGCCCAGCUCCGUCCCCAAAACCUGCACCCAAACUCGAAGCCAAAGCCAUUGCUGCCAAACCAGCCCCGAAGGUGGAGCCCAAGGCAGAAGCCCGACUGAAGAACAUGGUGUCGACGCCAAGUAACAUGACUGCAGAGUCUUUGGAGCUGGAGGGCCCAAACACCAUAAUGAUCUGCAUGGUAAUCCUGCUCAACAUCGGCCUGGCCAUUCUCUUUGUGCACAUUUUGUCAUGAGACGUUUUCCACCACCUCAGGUCACCAGCGGUGUUGGAGAGAGAUGCUGUUUGUCCUCCUCAGUAAGGACCAGAGAUCAAAGAGACCGCUGACGAGGAGGGGGGAACAAAAGCCUCAUGUAGACAGCCACAGCUCUUCUAAAGGUUUUUGUUGGUGUGACUGUGUGAGGCUCUGUGAGGCUCCUCUCUUUGCAGAGGUUAGAGAAACUGAAUUGACUGAGACGAUUCAGUACAUCUGAAUAUGAUGAUAUUUGUGUGUCAAAGUGUGGAGAAGGGCGGGGGGGGGGGGUCGCUGGAUGGUAGAGGGAUGUCUCAGUGCUUACACUGGAGAAGCCGGGUGGCAGAAUUCAACUUCAUCACAGUGUGUCAACAUUUAGCAACAAAAAAAAAGGCUUUUAACUAAAUCCUGAAUUGGACGCACACUGGCUGCCUCUCACAACACUGAAUCAGACAGAUUAGACAAACUCAGCAGAUAAUUACAUUUCGUCACAAGAUGUUUGUUUGUAUUAUGUAGCUGCAGGCUGAAGGUUGAAUGUCGAUCACAUAUACAGACUUAAUAUUCUCUCCGCUAUGCCUUGAACCUGACACGAAGACAACCGCAGCGGACGUGUGAAGGAUUUGGGAGUGUCAUUAUCAUUGUUUUAACCAUCUGCAAUGUCCAAUGUAUCAUGAAAAAGCUGACAAUUAUGAAUUAAGUAGAAGUCUGAGACAUGUAAAAUACCUUUGUGUGUGUGUCAGUCCUAUCAUGAAGCUCUCCACAUACUGCUGAAUAUUGACAGAAACUGUAAUCUAAUGCUCUGUAAAGCCAAGUUGCUGUCUUCAUCUUGUUGCUCUUGAGCUACAUUUGGCUUUGUGCAAAAUCUGUAUUAGAGCGUAUGGUGUUCUACACUGUGAAAUUUUCUAUUUUCACUGGGAUUCAUAUACAUUUAUUGUCAUUCUGCUGCUUUUGGUUUAGGAGCUGAUCAGACAAAUAUAGAAAGAAAUAGGAAGCUAAUGAGUUUCAUUGCUUUUGUGUAUGUACUGUAUGUUCCUGUGGUGCUUUGUCGAGGACCCGGGGGAUUUUAAAUGAGAGUUGUGUAUGUUUUGCAAUAGAAUACGCGAGAAGAAAAUGAAGGCUGGGGUUUAUCUUAUUUAAAACAAUCACUGUAUGUUGUAGUAUGUUUGCUCAGUCUGCAGAUUUAUAUUCAUUCAGCAGUAGCAGCAGGAGGGCGGUUGGGAUGACGUGUUUGCCUGUAAGCUCCUGUAGCCUUCAUGUUUUCAUGUAUGUUUCAGUGUAGAAAACUCUUCCACACUCUUCCACUUCAUUAUAUUCAGGGCCUGUUGUGCUUUAGAGCCAAAUUUGAGUUCAACUUUUGUACGCAUGGGGGCACUUUGUGUGUAUGGGUCUAUAUUUUUUUGUACCAUUUUGAAGUGCACAUCUUUUCAGCAUUCAAAAUAUUCAGUUGCAGGAUUUUGUUGUUAUAGAAAUAAUCAACCCUAAAUUCAUUUAUUUCCAAAAGGAGCCGGUCAGAUUACCUCGUGAUUGUGAGAUGGAGGAAAAUAUAGAACGAUUUAUAACUCCAUGUCUUACACUGAGAAGAGCACUCUUCUGAUGUGCUGUUUAAUGUUUCUACAUUGUUCUUUUAGCCAUGAAUACAUGGGUUUUAAUUAGAAAGAACAAAGCGGUUUUUAGCUGAAAUUGUUUUCCUUUUGAGUUUGCAAAUGAACACAGCCCACUGGUUAUUCAUUGUUUUCAUGCAAAACAGAAAAAUCCUCAAGCACUCAACUAAACACUGCAGUUCUAAUAAAUCUCCCAUGAUCUCAUAUUCUCAUCCAAUUGGCAUGAUAUCAAUGGUACGUGCAAUAAAACUAGUAUUCGUAUAGAUCAGUGUAAUGUAUUGUAGAAGCCAUUUUGUUUUGUCAGUUUUAGUGCGUUUAAUGAAAAUCAAAUAACAUUGCUGAAUUUGAAGAAAUGCAUUUGUGUGGCCAAAUAUGGUCAAAACUACAAAGCUCAGAUUAAAUAAAAAACUUUUACAACA